AGAGAGAGAGAGAUCCAGAGAUGGAAGACAAGAUUCAACAGAGAGAGACAGAGAGAGAUCCAGAGAUGGAAGACAAGAUUCAACAUUUCAUCCAUGAGCAUCCAUUGAUAUUCCACGAAGUGGACCCUGGCGAGUGCUUGGUAUGCCGGAACGAAAUCCCUCUCUGGUCGUGUGCUUAUUCGUGUCGCGAACACUUUUGCUUUCCAAGUUACAAUAUCCACAUACGAUGCGCUAAAUUGCAAAGAGAGAUGGUACACCCAUUUCACCCAAAACACUCUCUCACCUUCCAAAUGACGUCCUCAAAUGAUGCGUCAUCAUCAUCUGUAGUGUCAUUCAAGUGCGAUGCCUGUGGCCCGAUCCCUCGCUCCUCUAAUUACUUCCACUGUUCCGAUUGUGGCUUUAACCUGGACACUUGUUGUGCUUUACUAAAGCAUACCGAAACAAGAAAUGUCCAAGACCGUCAAAUUCAAACUCAAAUUCAAAGUCUACUUCGCCACCCACAUCCAUUGAUUAUCUGCGAGAACAAAACCAUUUUUAAUUUUCCUUGUUCUGCCUGCAGGCAACCCAUCAAUGGAAGUUGGAUCUGUGUUUGCCUAGAGUGCAAUUGCCUGCUGGAUGAAUCAUGCGCCCAAUGGCCUUCCCAGAUCGAUCAUCCUCUUCAUCCACAACACCCGCUUACCCUGCUCGUCCACCACCAUUUCGAUUCUGCUUCCAAUCGGUGCAGCGCUUGUGGGAAGGUGCUGGUGGGCUUUACCUUCCAUUGUUCUGACUGUAACUUUAGCCUCGACCCAUGUUGCGCUUCGUUGAUACCAUUGUCUAGCCAAAAUUCUCAAGGCAGGGCCAUAGGCAGAGAGGCGGAGGAGGAGGAGUUUCAGAUUCAACAGUUAAGCCAUCGCCAUCCUUUGAUUCCUUGUGAGAUGACUAUAAAGGGCUAUACUAUAACUUGCGAUGCUUGCCGGCUUCACUUUGAGGAGGAUUCUUCUGUUGUCUAUGUCUGCCUUGAAUGCAAGUUUUUGCUGCACAAAUCUUGUGCGGAUUUGCCUCUUAAGGUAAAACACUCCUUUUGCCACCCACAACACGCACUCACCCUGAUCGAGUAUUCAAUUCGUCGGUCGGAGGAUCCUUUUGUAAAGGAGAAGCCAUAUGUAAGGCCAAUAAGUAGUGGGAAGGCACAUGAAUUCAAAGGUGAACUUCAGUGCCAUGCGUGUACUAAUUAAGUAUGCUUCAGGUUUCGCCUAUGUUUGUCGCAACCCCAAGUGCGGAAUCUUCUUUGACAUUAGAUGCCCAGUUUCCAAACCCUGGUUCAUCAAGCCUGAAAUUCACCACCACCCCCUUCCUUUUUUCAAUGACAGACCGUCCUUAUUGUAUUGCACCGUUUGUAAUAUUAUAAUAAACAUCACCCCUUUCUUCCGCUGUGUGGAGUGUGAAUUUAAUCUUCAUCCCUAUUGUGUUCCAAAAUUACCACCAACUGCCAAAGAUAAAAUUCAUAGGCACCCCCUUACUCUCACCAAUUCUCCCAUCAGAGACUAUCCGGAUGAACAUGAACACUCAGAGUUCUACUGCGAUACUUGUGAGGAAAUGAGGUACCUAGAAGAGCCUACUUACUAUUGUGAAGAAUGCCACUACGUUGCUCAUGUUCAUUGCCUUCUCCCUGAGAUAUUCCCUAUGCUAGGAGCAUACAAAUUUGGCGAGACAAAAUUGGACAUGUCCACUAAUAGUAAGGUUUUGGCGAUAGAAGAGAUGGUGGAGGAAGAAGAGGGAGUUGAUGAACAGGAAGUUGACAUGGCAACUAGUUCAUCUAGAAAGGCUUUUCCAAGUGUUUCCACAGACAAUUCUUCGAUGGUAGCGAGCAAAAAAAUGCAAGGGGCAAGAGUUGAUGGAGAUUCUUUUCUCGUUGAACUAGAUAAAGAGAUUGUUGAGCUUCGCUCAAAGGCAGAGUGGCUAGCUGAAAAAUUAAAGGCAACAAAGAGAAGAGUAAAACAAGUAGAAGAAGGGAGUGUUGAGCAUGUUGCGUGUCCAUUGUCCAAUUCUGAGGAUAGUGAGUGAGUGACAACAAUGCUUAGUGAAGCACUGAUUUGAAAGAUGUUAGAAAUUGGGCGCCCAUGUGGCAUGACCCUUAGA
Molecule: messenger RNA, 2121 nt
Organism: Camellia sinensis
Lineage: Eukaryota; Viridiplantae; Streptophyta; Magnoliopsida; Ericales; Theaceae
Source: RefSeq, a predicted model, not a curated record